Molecule: messenger RNA, 2520 nt
Organism: Centropristis striata (black sea bass)
Lineage: Eukaryota; Metazoa; Chordata; Actinopteri; Perciformes; Serranidae
Exons: 10
Coding region: 30-1688 (552 amino acids)
Molecular function (GO): cell-cell adhesion mediator activity
Source: RefSeq, a predicted model, not a curated record
AGGCAGUUUAAAGUCAACACAGUAACAACAUGGCGAGUGCUGCUGUCCUCUGUCUCGUUUUUCUCUCUGCCGUCUUUCCAAAAGGUCUAACAGCUCCGAUAAAAACUCGGCAGACUGUGAUGGCAGAAGGAGAAGAAGCCAGCUUUAACUGGGAGCUGAUGCAAGUCACAUGGCAGAAGAUUUUACCUGAUGGGGAGAAGAAUCCCCCAACUUAUGGCGAGUACUUUGGCCUUAGAUUUCAACCAAAACUGAAGCUAAAGUCACCAGUCAUAGUCAUCAGGGCGGCGAUGGGUGAAGAUGAAGGUUUGUUCAACACCUACCCUGAAGAUGCUCUCACCUGGUUCAUAGAGGAUGAGAUGUAUGGAGCCGACUUCUAUGUGAGAUACUCAGACCAUGUGAGAGCCUCAGACUCUCCUGAAGAGACAGUUGUGUCCUGCUGGGCCACAGGUGGACCUGCUCCCACAGUAACACUGACUGUCCCUCACUACAACUCUAGCAGAGUCACCAACAGCAACGGGACAGUCACUGUCACCACCACAUCCAACCUGUCUGCUCUCCACCAUGAGAGCAGACAGGUUGGAUGUGUGGUGCGAUGGUCCUCUGGUCCUCACAGAGAGGUGUCCACCCUGAUUCCUGCUGAUGGUCUGACUUGGAUCAUAAAGUGUCUCCUAUCAUCCAUGAUUGCCUAUUUGAUGAUCAUCAAAGCAGCAAGCAAAGAUAUAAAUAACAGCAGGAAGAGUCGGAGACAUGCAGGUCAAGUGCCAGCUUUCACAUUUAGAGCACGUUGUCGGCAGAUUGGUUCAGUGGUUCACUGUGGCGCAAAGAUGGCACAGCGUGAAUUCCUGUAUCUCCUUUGUUCUCUGGGACUCUGUCAGGAAGGUCAAUCAGCUCUGAUAGAAACUCAGCAGACUGUGCUGGCAGCAGAAGGAGAAGAGGCUCAGUUAAACUGUCAGCUGAUGAAAGAGAAAGAUGUUCAGCAAGUCACAUGGUGGAAAAUUUUACCUGACGGGGAGAAGAGUCUUGCAUCUUCCCAUGAAAAAAAAGGUCAAAAAGUGAAUCCUGAUUUUAGAGAUAAAAUGGAGUUUAAAUAUGUUGGACAGCUGAGCUGCUCCAUAGUUAUCAGGAAUGUAACAGAGGAGGAUGAAGGAUGCUAUCGCUGUUUGUUCAACACCUACCAUGAAGGUGAUCUCAAUGGUACAACCUGCCUCAGACUCUAUGAGCUGCAUGGCCCCGUCCUCCAUGUGAGAGCCUCAGACUCUCCUGAAGAGACAGUUGUGUCCUGCUGGGCCACAGGUGGACCUGCUCCCACAGUAACACUGACUGUCCCUCACUACAACUCUAGCAGAGUCACCAACAGCAACGGGACAGUCACUGUCACCACCACAGCUCUGCUGUCUGCUCUCCACCACAACACCACACAGGUUAACUGUACAGCACACGUGUCCUCUGGUCCUCACAGAGAGGUGUCCACCAUCAUUCCUGCAGGAAAACAGUCGUCUGACGAUGGUCGGACUCGGAUCAUAAAGUGUCUCCUAUUUUCCAUAUUUGUGGCCUGUUGUUUUGCUGCUGCAGCCAAAAGUUUCUUGUGUAAACAAAGAAAUCACAACAGUCUGUCUCACAGAGAAACUGAGAUGAAUGAGAUGAUGAAACUACAAUCAGUGACAUCAAUCAGCCCCCAGAUCCUCUAGUCCCACAGAGAGACCAGAUCAGACAACGAUCAUCUCCUGAGAAGACCAAAGAAAGAGAAAACCUAAAUGUGGCACAUUCAACAAUAUGAGACUAUAAACUCACUGAUUAACACAGUUUCUGUGUGACUGUGUGAGGAAAUGGCAGCUAUCAUGAAGGUUGGUUUGAGUCGAGUUAUAGAGACUCAGAAUAACUCCAAAGACUGACAGAUAUUCUGACAGAAUGAAAUAUUACACUGUUUGUUUGUUUUUUGUUUUCAAAACAAUAACAUACAAUUCCAUGUUGAAUAUAUUCUUAAUUAUACUUGAUGAUGACCCAAACAACAAGCAAAGCAUCACAUGCACUCUUUCAUAAUCAGAGCGUUUAUCUUCUGGUUAUUGGAAAAUAUCAUGUAUUUAAUAAGAAAACACUUAAUGUCUUGACUCUGGACUACACAUGUAAUGUGUAAAAUGUUAAUGACUUUGUGGUGUUCUGUAAAUAAAUGUGUUUGGGGUUUUUUUUUUACUUUGAUGCCAGCAAAAUGUUGCAAAACCUGUAAACAAUGAAUCCAAUUAUAAUCUGAACUUUUCAGUAUUUUUUCAUGAGUCCCAUAAAAACAACUUUCAAUUGUGUUACUGAACGGUGCUAUAGAAAUUAUGUAUUAAAUGUUACUUCCUCUUGCAGCUUUGUGUGAUUUAUACUCAACAGAGUAUUUUUGAAACGUCUGUAGUAUCAUUUAGAUUUAUUGUUUUACAUUUAUUCAUUGUAGGAAUGUAUUUGGUAAACAAAUACAUCUAUCUUUGUUUUGCCUUUGUCAUUUUUUGUUUAUUUGAAAUAAACUUUGGUUUGAUUUUG